AUGUUGAGGAAAUGGAUCAGUUGGCAGAUGAGCUUUAGAAGAGUUAUCAACAGAGGAUCCCUACAAGUUGCUUUGACCAAGGAUUCUUCAGAGGGAUAUGUGAGCUCAGAAACUGAUGAGUACAAGAAGCUCCUUGACACCUUCAGACCAGUUCCAAACAUUCUGAGCAUUGAGGAUUGGACAGGCCAGUUUGCGAGGUCAUGGCACAAGGAGCAAGCUCAAGGAGAUUGGUCUGAGCUCAAGGCGCCUAAAGUCGACCUCAAACCUUUGCCUGAGGGCCUCAGGUAUGCAUUUCUGGGUGAAAACUCAACUUACCCUGUCAUUGUGAACUCUGAUUUGGAACCUGAACAGUUGAGUGCUUUGCUUGUUGAAUUGAGAAAGUACAGAAAGGCAAUAGGUUACACUCUAGAUGAUAUCAAGGGGAUCUCCCCUGACCUAUGCAUCCAUAGGAUUCAUCUAGAGGAUGAAAGUAAGUCAAGCAUUGAACCUCAGAGAAGGUUGAACCCCAAUCUAAAGGAAGUAGUGAAGAAAGAGAUACUCAAGUUGCUUGAUGCUGGGAUAAUCUAUCCCAUCAGUGAUAGCACUUGGAUAUCUCCAGUUCAUUGCGUCCCAAAGAAAGGGGGGAUCACUGUCAUUAAAAACGACAAAGAGGAGCUGAUUCCCACUAGAACAAUAGUGGGGCAUCGCAUGUAUGUUAGAAAGAUUGGCAAACCACCCUUUUAUUGUUUUCUUGAUGGCUACAGUGGUUUCUUCCAAAUCCCGAUCCACCCUAAUGAUCAGGAGAAGACCACUUUCACAUGCCCUUAUGGCACCUUUGCUUAUCGAAGGAUGCCAUUUGGGCUGUGCAAUGCUCCAGCUACUUUCCAGAGGUGCAUGACCUCCAUUUUUUCAGAUCUGAUAGAGGAGAUGGUAGAAGUCUUCAUGGACGAUUUCUCAGUCUAUGGAGCAUCCUUCUCCUCAUGUUUGUCUAACUUGUGCAGGGUGUUGCAGAGGUGUGAGGAGACCAAUCUAGUACUCAACUGGGAGAAGUGCCACUUCAUGGUUCGAGAAGGGAUUGUGCUUGGACACAAGAUUUCCGAGAAAGGGAUCGAGCUCGAUCGAGCUAAGGUGGAUGUCAUGUUGCAGCUCCCUGUUCCCAAGACUGUGAAGGACAUAAGGAGUUUUCUGGGUCAUGCAGGGUUCUACAGAAGAUUCAUCAAGGAUUUCUCAAAGAUAGCAAGACCCUUGACAAGGCUUCUGUGCAAGGAGACAGAUUUUGAGUUUGAUGAAGAAUGCCACAAGUCUUGGACCUUGCUGAAGGAUGCUCUGGUAUCUGCGCCAAUAGUUCAAGCUCCAAACUGGGAUCACCCAUUUGAGAUUAUGUGUGAUGCAUCUGACUAUGCAGUAGGAGCAGUGCUUGGCCAAAAGAUAGACAAGAAACUCAAUGUCAUCUACUAUGCAAGCAAGACUAUGGAUGAUGCUCAAUGCAAGCACAUCUUUGCUAAGAAAGAUACAAAGCCAAGACUUCUCAGAUGGAUCCUUUUGCUUCAAGAGUUUGACAUAGAAGUUGUGGACAAAAAGGGAGUAGAGAAUGGAGUUGCUGAUCAUCUCUCUAGGAUGCGAGUUGAAGACAUGAUCCCCAUCAAUGAUUCUAUGCCUGAAGAACAGCUUAUGGCAAUCAUGAUCUUGAAGGAGAGUUUUGAUGAGAAAGUCAGGCUGGAAGAAGUUAAGGCUCUGCGUGAUGAGAAUUUGCCAUGGUAUGCUGAUAUAGUGAACUUCAUGGUGUCCGGAGAAGUCCCUAGUAGUUUUGAUGCUUACAAGAGGAAGAAGUUCUUCAAGGAUGCUAGGCAUUACUAUUGGGAUGAGCCUUACUUGUACAAGAGAGGACCAGACAGCAUUUACAGAAGGUGCAUAGCUGAAGAGGAUGUACAAGGAGUUCUAGAGCAUUGCCAUGGGUCAGCUUACGGAGGUCACUUUGCUACAUUCAAAACAGCAACUAAGGUUUUGCAAUCGGGUUUAUGGUGGCCUACUUUGUUUAAGGAUGCAGCAGACUACAUUGCCAAGUGUGAUCCGUGCCAAAGGAAAGGAGGGAUCACCAAGA
Messenger RNA from Microthlaspi erraticum, 2080 nucleotides. NCBI's taxonomy places the organism in Eukaryota, Viridiplantae, Streptophyta, Magnoliopsida, Brassicales, Brassicaceae. The record is from the annotation of a GenBank genome assembly.